AUGAAUAAUUAUGAUCAAUUAAUACAAAAAUUGGGCCAGGACCCUCAUUUAUAAAUCUUGAAGUAAGAUUACGCAACAAUCAUUGACAGUAUGAAAGACACAGAUUUAUCUGUUAGACAAAUGAUUGCAAUAUUGUGGGCAGCUGAAAAUGAUUGUUUGAAAUUUACUUCCGAAAUAGAUAAAUUAAAUGCUAUGAUUUAGCAACUCUAAUAAUAAUUGGUUUAAGAAAAUGCUCCUUAAGAGUCUAUUUUAUCUGCUGAAGAUGAACAUUAAGAAAUAUUAUAUGAAAUUGAAUAAUAAUUGAUUUUCAAUGUUUAAAAGUUAAGUGAAAAUUAACUGAUAAAUUUUACAAUAUAAAAAUAUGAUAAACUUGAUUAUCAGACAGCUUUGGACAUCAUUACAAAAUUUAUUGAAUCCAAGUGUCUCAAUAAAGAAGUAGAAGGCAUUCUAAAUUAAUAACUAUAAGAUCAAAUGAUAAAAUACUAGAAAAAAAACUAUAUUCUUCAAAUUGAAAACAUGAAAAUCCUAUCAAAUACUAGUGCAAAAGACUUUUAUCAAAAAAAUAAAAAACUUCAGUCAUUUAGUUUUGAUAGAAUAAAAUUAAAGUUUCAAGCAAUUCUAAAAGAAAUUAAAAGCUUAAAGAGAGAACUUUAACAAACCAAAGAAAUAUAUUAAAUGCAAUUCAAACUUUUGUUUCAUUAAGAUAAUAUUAUAGAUAAAAUGCUAACAUCAUAACAAUUUAAUUUUAUAUAUAAUAAAAUACUCACCUAACUAAACCAUCAAAGAAAGUAUUUUAAUAUGAGUGGUUAAGUUCAAUAAAGUCUUUUAGCUUCAUAAUAAAUAGAUAAUAAUGACAUCUCUAUUGUUUUUGAUAAAUUACAACAGAAACUAGUGAAUUAGAUAGCUAAAACUGCUUGUUAAGUGACUGCUAAUUUUGAAGAAAUAGUUACAUCUCGUUAAAUAAAUAACAACUAUUUAGAAUUAAUAUUGAACACAACAAAAGCUAACUUUACAAAAAUCCUCAAAUACAAUAAGAUGAUCUCAACAAUUUAGUAGGAGAAAGAAACAUUAUAAGGGUAAAUCAGAUCAUCAAUGGAGUGUUUAAUUUAAAAAUUAAAUGAUGAGAACAUCAAACUGAAAUUAAUUCAUCUUACUAAAGUCAUAGAAAAGUCAUUCAAAAAACAAAGCCAAUCAAGUUUAGAGAGUUUAAAGAGUAUUUAAUAUCACUGA
Molecule: messenger RNA, 1230 nt
Organism: Paramecium tetraurelia
Lineage: Eukaryota; Ciliophora; Oligohymenophorea; Peniculida; Parameciidae
Exons: 3
Source: RefSeq, a predicted model, not a curated record